GUUUUCGACCCUGCUGCGCCGCCACCUCCACCCCGCCGCCAUGAGUUUGGGUCUACCCAACCACGGAUGGAGUGAUGCGUGCAUCGAUGUGUACGAGAAGAUCGAAUGCAUCGGCGCUGGGACGUAUGGGCAAGUGUUCCUGGCGUCACAUCGAGACACGGGCGAGAAGGUGGCGCUGAAGAAGAUUCGAAGCUUGAACGAAAUCCAAGGGCUACCAGUGACGACGAUCCGUGAGAUUAAGGUGCUGAAAGCGAUCAAACAUCGGAACGUCGUGGGUCUCAGGGAAGUGAUUGUGACCAACGAACUGGAUAUGGGCGACCUGGACGACGACCCAGACGCCGACAUCCCAGCAGCAGGUGGCGGGCCGGUGCCGAUGGAUUUUUCUUGCGGGUGUAUCUACCUCGUGUUGGAAUACGUCGACCACGACCUGACCGGUCUCCUGGACCGGCAAUACCCUUUCACCGACGUCGAAAUCAAGUCCAUCAUGAUGCAGUUGAUGGACGUGAUGAAGUACAUGCACGCCACGGACGUGAUCCAUCGGGACAUCAAGUGCUCCAACUUGCUUCUCACGCCUCAGCAUUUGCUCAAAGUCGCCGAUUUCGGCCUCGCCCGAUCCACCUUGGGCGAACUUCCGUUUACGAAUAAGGUUGUGACGCUGUGGUAUCGCAGUCCUGAGCUCCUCUUGGGUGCGACCUCGUACGAUGCGAUGGUGGACAUGUGGAGCAUCGGGUGUGUCUUUGCCGAGCUAUACGUGGGGCGGCCGCUCUUUUCUGGCAAGAACGAAAUCGACCAGAUCAAGCGCAUAUUUGAUGUGUGCGGGUCGCCCACGGUGGCCGACUGGCCAGACCACGCCGCGCUUCCCUUUAGCUCCAAGUUUGUGCCCGAGAACCUGCCGAUUCCCAACCGCCUGGCCGAGGUUCUCGUGCGAGAAGUCAGCGCGCGGGUGCCGCCGCGCGAGUUGCCGCCCGGAGCGCUCGAGCUGAUGCUGUCGCUCCUCCAGCUGAAUCCGGCCAAGCGACCGACGGCGGCGGACGCCCUGCGGUCGCGCUACUUUCAGAGCGAACCGUUCGCCCCCGAUGACCCGGAAAGUUUGCCGCCGAUUCCGUGUAUUCCGUCACAUGAGUUUCAGACCAAGAAGAUCCGGAAAGAGAACAACGCCAAGCUCCGCACGACCAUGCCGUCGUCGGGCGGCAGUCGGUUCCCGAGUCCGCCGCCGGUGGAACUCAUGAAGCCGCUCAACAAGAGGCAUAAACCAUGAGCUAAUAAAUUAGCUAUCCUCGUCACGUGUAACGAUGGAAAUCAAAUCGCC
Molecule: messenger RNA, 1309 nt
Organism: Aphanomyces astaci
Lineage: Eukaryota; Oomycota; Saprolegniomycetes; Saprolegniales; Verrucalvaceae
Product: CMGC/CDK/CRK7 protein kinase
Exons: 5
Coding region: 41-1258 (405 amino acids)
Biological process (GO): positive regulation of transcription elongation by RNA polymerase II; protein phosphorylation
Cellular component (GO): nucleus; cyclin-dependent protein kinase holoenzyme complex
Molecular function (GO): RNA polymerase II CTD heptapeptide repeat kinase activity; cyclin-dependent protein serine/threonine kinase activity; ATP binding
Source: RefSeq, a predicted model, not a curated record